AUGGGAGUGUCAUCCAGACUGUCUGCAGUCCUCUUGUGGGCCAGUGUAGCCCUUACAACCACAGCCAACAACAACCCAGCAAUACCUGGCUUAUAUGCCGAUCCAAACAUCGUAGUCUUCAACUCCACGUACUACAUCUACUCCACGACCGAUGGCUUUCCCGGCUGGGGUGGCAAGACUUUCUACGUCUGGAGCUCACAAGAUCUUGUCGACUGGCAGCGAACGCCUGAGCCUGUCCUGACGCUCAACGGAAGUUCUGGCAAUGUGCCAUGGUCAGACGGCAACGCAUGGGCUCCCACAAUCCACCACCGCGACGGAAUUUACUACCUCUACUUCAGCGGCGACAACCCAACAUACGACCGCAAAACGAUCGGUGUCGCCACCGGCCCAUCUCCAACCGGCCCCUUCACCGCCCAACCAACAGCCAUGAUCCUAAACAACGAAGCGCUCAAUGCAAGUCAAGCAAUCGACCCAGCCGCCUUCGUCGACCCAGCGACAGGGAAAUACUAUCUCUUCUGGGGCAACGGCAACCCCCUCUACGCCGAACUAUCUGACGACAUGAUCUCUCUCAAAUCCAACACCCUCAGCGCAGUCACAGGCCUCACGAACUUCACAGAGGCCAGCUUCCUAGUCUACCGCAAACCCUACUACCACUACACCUUCAGCCACGGUGACACAGGUAACGCGGACUACUACGUCGGCUACGCCACCUCAAGCAGUGUCCACGGACCAUGGAAUUACCAAGGUCAUGUGCUGGAUAAGCGGCCUUCCGAGGGUAUCUUGGCGACUGGUUCGAGCUCGACGGUGAAUGUUCCUGGUACAGAUGACUGGUAUAUGGCGUAUCAUCAUUUCAAGAUCCCAGGUGGCGACGGCACAGACAGGGAGAUUUGUAUUGAUCGAGCGACUUUUGAUUGGCAUACGGGUGUUAUGAGACCUGUGACGCCUACGCUGCAAGGAGUCAAUGCGGAGCGGGUGCCUAGUGGUAGAUAUCAUGGCUGGUGGGCGUAG
Molecule: messenger RNA, 1008 nt
Organism: Recurvomyces mirabilis
Lineage: Eukaryota; Fungi; Ascomycota; Dothideomycetes; Mycosphaerellales; Teratosphaeriaceae
Exons: 1
Coding region: 1-1008 (335 amino acids)
Biological process (GO): carbohydrate metabolic process
Molecular function (GO): hydrolase activity, hydrolyzing O-glycosyl compounds
Source: RefSeq, a predicted model, not a curated record